Messenger RNA from Catharus ustulatus (Swainson's thrush), 4238 nucleotides. RefSeq names its product alanyl aminopeptidase, membrane (gene ANPEP). Gene Ontology annotation, molecular function: metalloaminopeptidase activity; peptide binding; zinc ion binding. Gene Ontology annotation, cellular component: cytoplasm. The coding region runs from base 546 to 4070 and encodes 1174 amino acids. Lineage: Eukaryota; Metazoa; Chordata; Aves; Passeriformes; Turdidae. Gene Ontology annotation, biological process: proteolysis; peptide catabolic process. The record is from RefSeq and is a predicted model, not a curated record. The transcript has 20 exons.
UGCAGGCGCUGGGGGACUCAGGGUGUGGGUGCUGUGUCUCACCCCAGUGCUGCUCCCCGUUAAAUCCGUCCAGGACAGCCCGAGGGGCUGUGGGGAGGGCUGGCACGGGAUGGGGUGUGCAGAGUGCCUGGCACCCUCCCAGCCAUCUGCGGCGUGUCGGGGACUGUCCCCAAAGCCCUUAGCCAGAGCCAGGGUGGGGAUGGGAGUAAGAGCCAGCAGUGACCUCUGGACCCGGGAGAUGGCUGUGCCUACCAGGGAAUGCCAGGGACACCAGCAGAGUGGCUUGUGCCAGGCACGGUGGCCCCGGCGGGUGCAGCUGGGUGUCAGGGACAGGGCAGGGUGCCCUCAGGACGCUAUUUAUCCCGGCUUGCCCUUUGCCUCCGUUGUGGCUCCUGGUAGAUCCUGCCCCUAUCUCCCUUCGGAGACAAUGAUUAGAUCUUGGGAACAGGGCUUCCUAUUUCUGCCCCGUGUGUGACAGGGUGUGUCAUCCCCCCACCGUACCCUGGGUGGGGACCUCGCGUGUGCCCACGGGGGCUGGGUUCACAAUGGUGGAGUUUGACCCCCGUGCCUCCACGUUUGUGACCCUGGACUUUGAGAGGGCUGUGUGCAGGGGAAGCUCGUCCCGGCUGUCACCUGCCACUGCCAGACACCCGUGCACCCCACGCCCGCUGCUUUCCCUGGGUGGGGCAGCCACCCAGCUGUGCCCCUCGCAGGCAGGGGUGGCAUGGACCCUCUGGCAGCGGCUCAGUCACUCGAGGGUAAAUGGGGUGACACUGACUCUGCCUCUGGGCUUGGCUGAUGGGGACACACGCUGGGCCCUGCAGUGUGGUGGGGGACGUGGCUGCUGGCUGCGACCACCCGCUCUGUCCCUCCUUUUGCAGGGCCAGGCCAGCGCUGGGGAAGGACGCCGGGGUCCAGGCCCAGAGCCCGCACACGCUCCCCGAUGGUGCGAGCCCCCACGGCCAGCUCUGCCCCUGCAGCAGCGGCGCUGGGCGUUGGUGCUGCUGCCAGCCUGGGGGGCGGGCGGGUGGAAAGCUCAUCCCAGGAUCUGUCGCCACCCUGAGCCCUAUGGCCAUUUAAUCCUUCACCCAUUAACUUGGACUAAUAAACCUCGUGGGAGUGAGAGGCUAAAAGCCGUGCUUGCACCGGCACCGUGUCUGCCAGUGCCACUCCUGCUGCCCGCCAUGGCAGCCGGCUUCUUCAUCAGCAAGACCGUGGCCAUCGUGGCCAUCGUGCUGGGCGUGGGGGCUGUGGCCACCAUCAUUGCACUCUCGGUGGUGUAUGCCCAGGAAAAGAACAAGACGACAUCAGAUGUGGGCACCACGGCUGGCCCAGGCACCACCACCACCGCCUCCACCCCUGCCCCCAACAAUCCCUGGAACAGAUGGAGGUUACCAGCCACGCUGAAGCCGGAGAGCUACGAGGUGACCCUGCAGCCCUUCCUGACACCCGAUGCCAACAACAUGUACAUCUUCAAGGGCAACAGCAGCGUGGUGUUCGUGUGCGAGCAAGCCACCGACCUCAUCCUCAUCCACAGCAACAAGCUGAACUACAGCAUGCAGGGCUCCUUCCAUGCCACGCUGCAGGCUGAGGGUGGUGGCAGCGCCCCUGCCAUCUCCCGCACCUGGCUGGAGACUUCCACCCAGUACCUGGUGGUGCAGCUGAGCGCUCCCCUGCAGCAGGGCCAGCGGUACCGCCUGUUCAGCAGCUUCACCGGGGAGCUGGCCGAUGACCUGGCUGGCUUCUAUCGCAGUGAAUACACGGAGUCCGGCAUCCAGCACGUGGUGGCCACCACGCAGAUGCAGGCGGCUGACGCACGCAAAGCCUUCCCCUGCUUUGACGAGCCGGCCAUGAAAGCCACCUUCAAGGUGACCAUGAUCCAUCCCUCCGAAUAUAAGGCCAUUUCCAACAUGCCUGCCAAUGCAACCAGGCAGGUGGAUAUUGAUGGACAGAGCUGGAAUGUCACUGAGUUUGACACCACCCCCCGGAUGUCCACGUACCUUCUGGCCUUCAUUGUCAGCAACUUCUCCUAUGUGGAGGAUAACUCCUCGAAUAAACAGAUCCGCAUCUGGGGCCGUCCCAAAGCCAUCGAUGACGAGGGCCAGGGCGAGUACGCACUCAGUGUCACUGGUCGCAUCCUUACCUUCUUUGAGGGCCAUUACAACACGACGUACCCGCUCCCCAAGUCUGACCAGGUUGGCCUCCCUGAUUUCAACGCGGGCGCGAUGGAGAACUGGGGGCUGGUGACCUACCGGGAGAACUCCCUGCUCUUCCAUCCCGAGUACUCCUCCAUUGCAAACAAGGAGCGGGUGGUGACCGUCAUCGCCCACGAGCUGGCACACCAGUGGUUUGGGAACUUGGUGACGCUGCGCUGGUGGAACGACCUGUGGCUGAACGAGGGCUUCGCCUCGUACGUGGAGUACCUGGGUGCUGACUCUGCUGAGCAGAGCUGGAACAUUAAAGACCUGAUGGUGCUGAAUGAGGUGCACGAUGUGAUGGCAACAGACGCCCUGGCCAGCUCCCACCCGCUCUCCUUCCGUGAGGAGGAGAUCAACACCCCAGCGCAGAUCAGUGAAGUCUUUGACAGCAUCGCCUACAGCAAGGGAGCGUCGGUGCUGCGGAUGCUCUCGACCUUCCUCACCGAGGAGAUCUUCAAGCAGGGGCUACAGUCCUACCUCCACACCUUCUCCUACAACAACACCGUCUACACUGACCUCUGGGUCCACCUGCAAGAGGCGGUGCAGAAAAACAACGUUCAACUGCCUGGCACUAUCAGCAGCAUCAUGGAUCGCUGGACGCUGCAGAUGGGCUUCCCUGUGGUCACUGUUAACACCGCCGACGGCACCAUCAGCCAGAAGCACUUUCUGCUGGACCCCAACUCUACUGUGGACAGACCCUCUGACUUCAACUACACCUGGAUCGUCCCCAUCACCUGGAUGACAGGCAAUAACCAAGGGAAUGAAACCUACUGGCUGACCAAAGUCUCAGACACCAACAGCAACUUCACGCUCAGCACCACCUGGCUCCUGCUGAACAUCAAUGUCACUGGGUACUUCCGUGUCAACUACAACCAGGAGAACUGGGAUCGGCUCCUCAGCCAGCUUAACGCUGGCCAUACGGUCAUCCCUGUGAUCAACCGUGCCCAGAUCAUCGACGACGCCUUUAACCUGGCCAGGGCCAAGUACGUCGAUGUGACCUUGGCUCUGAACACGACGCUGUUCCUGAGCCAAGAGACGGAAUACAUGCCCUGGCAGGCAGCGCUCACGAACCUGAAGUACUUCCAGCGGAUGUUUGACCGCAGCGAGGUGUUUGGGGACAUGUCGAAAUACAUCAAGAAACAGGUGACCCCACUCUUCAGGCACUACCAGAACAUCACUGGUAACUGGCAAAAUACCUCCAGUGGUGACCUGAUGACGCAGUACGUCGAGGCAAAUGCUGUCAGCACCGCCUGCUCCUACGGUGUCUCCGAAUGCCAGAACUUGGCCAUGAAUUACUUCAAUGAGUGGAAUACGACCAACAACAACCCAGUCCCCCCGAUCCUGCGCUCAGCCAUCUACUGCAGCAUGGUGGCCACGGGUGGGGAGGAAGUCUGGGAUUUCCUCUGGCAGAAGUUCCAGGAGGCCCCUGUGGUGUCCGAGGCUGACAAGCUCCGCUCAGCCCUCGCCUGCAGCCGCGAGCCCUGGAUCCUCAACCGGUACCUGCAGUACACCCUCGACCCUACAAAGAUCCGCAGGCAGGAUGCCACCUCCACGAUCAACAGCGUUGCCAGCAACGUUGUGGGGCAGCCGCUGGUCUGGGACUUCAUCCGUGGCAACUGGAGGACGCUUUUCAGCCAGUAUGGAGGCGGCUCCUUCUCCUUCUCCAACCUGAUCUCAGGUGUGACCCAGCGCUUUUCCUCAGAGUUUGAGCUGCAACAGCUGGAGCAGUUCAAGAAAGACAACGAGGACAUCGGGUUUGGGUCUGGGACGCGGGCGCUGGAGCAGGCGCUGGAGCGGACCCGUGCUAACAUCAACUGGGUGAAGGAGAACCAGGCGGCCGUGAUGCAAUGGUUUAAGGAGCACAGCUCAUAACAGGAGCCUGCACUUCCCCGGCCACAGGACGGAGCCUGGCCUCUCCCGGCCCCCCUCACUCCGUCCCCGCAGCCCCCAGGCCCCUGCAGGCCCCAGUCCCGCACUGGCGCCUGGACCGUGGCCACUGGGAGCACGGGGGGCUUGGGAGGGGCGAGCUCGGCCUGCUGC